This is a messenger RNA of Formica exsecta, 1891 nucleotides long. Its product is annotated as WD repeat-containing protein 61. The transcript has 8 exons. NCBI's taxonomy places the organism in Eukaryota, Metazoa, Arthropoda, Insecta, Hymenoptera, Formicidae. Gene Ontology annotation, cellular component: Cdc73/Paf1 complex. The coding region runs from base 400 to 1383 and encodes 327 amino acids. Gene Ontology annotation, molecular function: protein binding. The record is from RefSeq and is a predicted model, not a curated record.
GUACAAGUAAACAUAACCUUCCACGCAAAGAUGCCAAGGGAUGCUGGCGCUAGCGGCUAGAGGGCUAGGGGGAGAGGGGAUACGCUGAUACGCACACGGAUAUGUGCGUAUCCCCUCCACGCGCUCUAAGCGUGCUAUUGCAUAUUGUGUCUGGCAUCUGGCAUCUGGCUCUGGCAUCUCUUAUCUCUGCUUCUGCUUUUCUCGUGCAACUUUGUUCAAUUUGUUUGUGUGAUUGGGCCAAUAUUUGGAGGCAUCUCUUUCAACAUUCGAUAUCAAUACACGUUUUAUAUAUAAAUAUCAUAAAAAGUUUGGAUAACAAAUAUACAUUAAUAUUAAGUGGUAUAUCCGGAAAAAGUUUACACGCUGCGUCCGUUUUAUUAAAAAUUUAUUUGUCUUAAGAUGUAUUCUUUAACUCACAAAACAGAAAAUGCACACGAGGAUAGUAUAUGGACUUGUGCAUGGGGUUGUCCAAAGAGGAAGAAAGAUAUUCAACCAGAUAAUGAAGAUUCACGAGAUUCUAUACGAUCCAAUGAAGAUGAGAUUGCGGAAUAUUUAGUAACAGGUUCUGUAGAUGAUGCAGUAAAAGUAUGGGAACUGAGAGAUGGUGCUUUGAAGAUAAAGCAUAAGUUAACUGGACAUUCUUUAGGAGUAGUGUCCAUAGCUGUCAGCUCGGAUGGAUCAAAAUGUGCUUCUAGUUCCCUUGACUCGAGUUUGAAAUUAUGGGACUUACAAUCUGGAGACAAAUUAUCGAGUAUUGAAGUUGGCCCAGUAGAUAUUUGGACCGUUGUCUUUUCUCCAGAUGAUAAAUUUAUUGUUUCUGGCAGUCACGCUGGUAAAAUACAUUUAUAUGGAACUGAAAGUGGUAAACAAGAACAAACAUUAGAUACAAGAGGUGGAAAAUUUACACUGAGUGUUGCUUAUAGUCCUGAUGGUAAAUAUAUUGCAAGUGGUGCAAUUGACGGGAUUAUUAAUAUCUUUGAUGUUGCCUAUGGAAAAGUUUUGCGUACAUUAGAAGGUCACGCAAUGCCUAUCAGGUCUCUGUGUUUCUCGCCAGAUUCUCAGCUGCUCCUUACAGCAUCCGAUGAUGGACAUAUGAAGUUGUACGACGUCAAGGAUGCAAAUCUAGCAGGAACAAUGUCGGGUCAUGCUUCUUGGGUGCUCGGCGUGGCUUUCUCACCAGAUGGUCAGCAAUUUGCAUCAAGCAGUUCUGAUCAUACAGUCAAGAUCUGGGAAUUAGCACAAAGACAGUGUUUGCAUACAUUUGAUGAACAUAAAGAUCAGGUAUGGGCAGUAAAAUAUAAUCCACAACGAAAUAACGUGAUUGCAUCAGUAUCUGAAGAUAAAUCCAUUAAUUUGUAUGAAUGUCCGAUAUAUGAUAAGUAAUAUUGUAAGGAUUAAUAAAUAUUUUUUAUUUGCGCUACAUUGUUUAUUCUUUAAUAGUUGCAGACAAUCGAUAACACAUCUCUUUAGAGUUUACGAUAAAAAAGGGUAUUUUUAGCUAUAAAUUUUAUUGUACUGCAAGUAAUGUACAAUUUAAUGUACAAAUUAUAAUGAUAUCUGGCGAAUUUAAAGCGCAAAAUGUAACGAAAGUUGUUCUUAAAACCUAGAGUGGAAAUAAUGUUACAAAAAAAAAUUACAAUAAUCUCGUAGUGUACAGACCAAAUAUGUUUUAAGAAACAACGCAAAGAUACCCUGAUAUGGUUCCAAGUUGGCAGGGUUAAAUCUAAUUAACUCGAACUGGAACAGGGCAAAACUGUUUACAUAGAAGAAAUCUCUUAAUUAAAAAUUAAAUAUAUAAUUCUAAUACACAUGCCAAGUAAUCUCUCCUUUCGAUGAGAAUUCGACAAUGAUACGAUUCCCGCAGAAGGAAAAUUGACACGAUAAGGAAAAU